AAGCGCACCUCUCUUGACGUCGUCCCGCACAUGCCCGACUUGACCCCUGCCCAGUGGCCCCUAACGACCCCACAGCGACUUCGCUCCUUCAAUAUAUCCCCGAUACCCGCUGUCACUCUAUACCCUGGCACCACUGUUCCGCACGCAGCAUGUCCUUCAACAAAUUCAUCCUAUACGAGAACAAACUCCGGUUCUACAUCGUCGUCUCGAAUGCCGCAGACUCAAGACAUAAAAUCAUCAAGAUUGAUCGUACUACGCAGGGAGAGAAGCUCAAUGUCGUUGAAGACGACGCAACGUACAGCGGAAAACAGAUGACCGCUAUGCUAAAGAUGCUCGAGGAUGGGAACAGGGCGAACGGUGGUCUCGGUAAUCCGAAGCUGUUCUUUGGUGUUGCUGGGUGGUACAUGGUGCUCAUCUCGAGACGAUGUCCCGUGGCACUUCUCGGAGGACACUACAUCUACCACACCGAAGAGGUCGACAUACUCCCAGUGUCAUCAAGUCACAAAGUUGAUAAGCCAGCUGAGGAGCAGAGGCUCCUGAACAUCUGGAAGCAGGUUGACCUCACUAAGAACUUCUACUUCAGGUACGCCGAGCAUCUCGUUUCCCUAGUGCGGCUCCAUGAACAAUGUAUCUAUCCAUCCAUACGAUUUGACAUCGACUCUGCAACACAACCUUACUCGUCCGAACGCCCGCCGAAUGAGUCGUCCAUGUCAGACAGCGAGAAACAGCGAGAUGUGCACCUUAUAUCCCAGUGGAUAGUUCCGCUUGUCCAUGGACACGUUGAUCAGGCCAAGCUGACCGUUCUCGGACGCGUAAUCUUCAUCACACUCAUAGCGCGCCGUUCAAGACAUCAUGCAGGAGCGCGAUAUCUCAAACGUGGGGUUAACGACGAGGACAAUGUCGCAAACGAGGUUGAGACGGAGCAGAUCGUCUCCGAAAUGCUAACCACGCCCUUCUACUACCCUGCACCACUGUCAUCUCCAAGCAACGAAGAGAAGAGCCCGAGUCGGCCUCCAAGGCGGCCAAGCCCCAAUUUCACUAGCUUCGUCCAGUACCGUGGAAGCAUACCGAUUUAUUGGACGCAAGAGACCAACGCCAUUGUGCCCGAGCCCCCGAUAGAAAUCAGCGUGAUGGACCCGUUCUACACCGCAGCGUCGAAGCAUUUCGAUGACUUAUUUGCGCGGUACGGCGCGCCGGUCACGAUACUCAAUUUAAUCAAGAAGCGAGAGCCGCAGCCGCGAGAAAGCAAACUACUCCAGGAGUACACCAACUGCGUCAAUUACCUGAACCAGUUAUUGCCUCCGGACAAGAGGAUGAAGACGCUAGAUGUCAUUGGGUAUCUCGAGGAUAUUGCAGAAGAAAGUAUCAUGAUGACAGGUUUCUUUCACUCGGGCCUCGAACCCUACAGCCACUUCUUACGGAAUGAAAUCGAAUAUGAAAUAACAGGUACAAAUAUUCCCUGGCGCAGCUGCAUGUCACUUCAGAACGGCAUCUGUCGCACAAACUGCGUGGACUGCCUUGAUCGCACGAACGCUGCGCAGUUUGUGUUCGGAAAGCGGGCGCUAGGGCAUCAGCUCUACGCGCUUGGUGUUGUCGACUCGCCCAAUCUGGCUUUCGACAGCGACGCAGUGAACAUGCUCACAGAGAUGUACCAUGACCACGGGGACACGUUGGCGAUGCAGUACACGGGCAGCGCGCUUGUCAAUCGCGUCGAAACCUACCGAAGAAUGCCACAUUGGAACGGUCACUCGCGCGACAUCAUCGAGAACUUCCGGCGGUUCUACACUAACUCACUGCUCGACGCGGACAAACAAGCAGCUAUCAACCUAUUCCUCGGCAUCCAGAGCGACCGGCCUAUUACACAGAGUGUCCAACGUGGCUCGUACCGCGACUGGUACAAGAAAGAGCAUCUCGAAACCGCGUACGAUAUCGACGAAUGCGAGAGAGGCAUCCAGCAGUUCGUGCAGGAGCGGGGCGACUUUUGGGUCGAGUACUAUCGCCCGCUGCUGUUCACCAGUCUGGGGAAGCACUUCGUGUAUUCGAUGAAUAGCACGCUAAAACUGCCUGGGAAAAGUACACAUGACGCCGAGCAGCACAGGAGCCCAAGCCCGUUCAUGCCUAGGCACACCACUGCGCACCACUCGCCACGCCUCAUGGACGGCGUGCGUCGCUGGAUGGCCUCCGGCUCGCCAACAAGCCGAAAGAGUACACAUAUCGAGACGUGGUACGCUCCACCAUCCAAAGUGACUAAGACGGAACUCAGGCCCGGCAAGGGUUCGACCGAGUACAUCGCCGCGGCGCUCCUCGACCCGAGCGUUCCGCCUGAGGAGGAGGCGGAAUACGGCGCGUACGUCGCCCAGUGUCAGGAGCUGUCACGUGCGCCACAAGACGACCUGUGGCACCGAUCCAGCGUCAGGGAUAAGGAUGUCGACCUAUACGCGGGGUAUGUGGAAAAAGGCCGGCCGUUCACCUCGGACUUCGCGGGCGAGAAGGAACAGCUGCCCAUCCAAUUUGACUACGAGAAGUGGCUGGGUGGUGUCUCAUAAGCAUGGUCAUAUGCAUUUCGCGGAAUGCGGGUUUGUGCGUGGCUUGCAUAUCGCUGUAUUAGGUUUCAUGCGGUGCAGAGAUGCUCAAAGUAGGAGCCUGUACGUGAGCUGCACAUCGUUGUAUUAGGUUUCAUCUGAUACAGAAAUAGUUAAAGUAGUAAAGCAAUAUCGGUGGGCAUGUCAAGCGAGGCUCAGUGGUCAACGCCGCUAUCUUCGGAGGACAGGCAGAGAAGCAGCUGCGCUCGAGCACGCCCGGCGCGUGCCUUUGCGGGCAGUAAGUCGCUGUCAUUUGACGGGCCGCAUGGUUUGGUCCAUAUAAGCCUGUUAUAUGGCCCGCAUAUCGGCCAUCUCGUUUAACCCCAACGACCCACCAAAAUGUCUGACGUCCUUGUAGCGUGAGUGGUCCGCGGACGAUGAAUCACUGUGGUAUAACCGAAGAUUGACAGUGUAAUGGGAGCGACUGGCGCGGGAAAAUCGACAGUGAGUGCUGACACUAAC
Molecule: messenger RNA, 3044 nt
Organism: Phanerochaete carnosa HHB-10118-sp
Lineage: Eukaryota; Fungi; Basidiomycota; Agaricomycetes; Polyporales; Phanerochaetaceae
Exons: 14
Coding region: 150-2546 (798 amino acids)
Biological process (GO): phosphatidylinositol dephosphorylation
Cellular component (GO): intracellular membrane-bounded organelle
Molecular function (GO): phosphatidylinositol-3,5-bisphosphate 5-phosphatase activity
Source: RefSeq, a predicted model, not a curated record